CCUUAAUCCGAUAAAACAACAUUUUCAGCUUCUUAGAUCUCGCCCGCGAUCCCCUUUCGUACAGUCUCCGGCGUUUUUCCGGUAUAUUUCCGCCGUGUAGUUCCGUUUUUUUCGAUCACAGAUCGUGCGGCACUGACUGUUUCAAUUGAAGAUAAAUAGCUAAACGGUGUCGAGCUUAAAUUUCCACGGCUGAUUGUAACGUUUGCAAUCGGUGAAGUUGUACUGUAGUUGAUGUUGAAUAAUCAAGCUCUUGAUGACACAACAUACAUUUUGACGUGCAUACUGAAUCGAACAGUUAAACGAAGUGCAGAAACCAAACUUGAGUGAUAAAGUGAAAGGAAAGAAACAAAAUGAAUCAAGGAUUUUGGAUGGCGAAGGGUGCUGGGUGUUUAAAUGAUAAUGAGAUGGCUUAUGAUAAUUCUUCUAGAAUUGAUCCCAAGCGUUCUCAUCAGUGGUUCAUGGAUGGUCCAGAGGCUGAGCUUUUCCCCAACAAGAAACAGGCGGUUGGAGUUCCAAGCAACAACUUAUUCUCAGGAUUGUUAAACUCAAAUGUACCUCCAUGGAGCCAUGCUUCCAGUUUUCACUCAAUCCCUGGCCAUUAUAGUGAACGCUUGUUUGAUUCUCCGGCAUCCAGGGCUGUCGAUUUUGAUGACCGAAACAUCUCAUCAGUUAGUGAAGAAAAAAUUGAUCCGGGGAGAAAGGCUAGUGAAGAUUUAUUUGGUAAUGAUUCUUCCUUUGGUUUAUCUAUGUCACAAACACUGGAAGAUCCUCGAUCAGGUCCAAGUUAUAGUGGGAUCAGAAAAGUGAAGGUCAGCCAGGUUAAGGAAUCUGAGAAUAUCAUGGCUGUAUCAAUGGGAAAUACAUAUGAUACAGUGGAUAACAACACCAUGUCGGUGGCUCAUGCAUACAAGCCAGAUGACAGUUCUAUAUCUAUGGGACUUGCUUAUAACAAAGGGGAUGGCAGUAUUAUGUCUAUGGGGGACACCUAUGUUAGGGAGAAUAACAUUUUCAUAUCAAUGGGGCAAUCUUAUAACAAAGGUGAUGAUACCAUGCCAAUGGGUCAAACGUACAGAGAGAAUAAUGAUACCAUACCAAUGGAUCACACUUUCGGCAAGGGAGACAACAAUAUUAUUUCCAUGGGUCAAUCCUACAACAAGGUACAUGAGAACUCCAUGUCAAUGGGUCACCUUUAUAACAAAGGUGAUGAAAGUACCAUAUCAAUGGGUCACAACUAUACCAAGGAAGAAAGCAAUAGUUUAUCUAUUGGUCAGUUGUACAAUAAGGGUGAGAGUACUAUCAUAUCCUUUGGUGGAUAUGAUGAUGAUGAUGAUGCAAAUCCCUCGGGAAGGCUUUUAUCCAGUUAUGAGAUGUUGAUGGGCCAAUCUUCUGUCCAUAGUUCAGAAGUAUUAAAUCAAAAAGAUUUGGUUAAGUCAAAUGCAGACACACUUGUAUCUAGUGACCAUAUAACUGUUCCUGGUGCUGAAAAUAACUCAAGAAAGAAAGAGGACUCUAAAACAUCUAAGAAAGUCCCCUCAAACAACUUCCCUUCAAAUGUCAGAAGUUUGCUAUCAACUGGUAUGCUGGAUGGAGUACCUGUAAAGUAUAUUGCUUGGUCUCGAGAGAAGGAGCUCGGUGGUGUUAUAAAAGGUUCCGGGUAUCAAUGUAGCUGUCAGUCGUGUAAUUACUCUAAGGUUAUUAAUGCUUAUGAAUUUGAGCGACACGCUGGUUGCAAAACAAAACACCCAAACAAUCACAUAUACUUUGAAAAUGGGAAGACUAUAUAUGGCAUUGUCCAAGAACUAAGGAGCACUCCGCAGAAUAUGUUGUUUGAAGUUAUUCAGACAAUAACUGGUUCACCCAUUAACCAGAAGUCCUUCCGUCUUUGGAAAGAAUCUUUUCUGGCUGCAACUCGUGAGCUUCAGCGUAUAUAUGGAAAAGAUGAGGGGAAGCAAUUGUGAUAAAGCAGUUUUGUCCAAACUGUAAGGUAUAGUAUCUUUGUUUUGUGCAUAGGAGUGAUCUUUUUGGCAACACUAUUGUGUUAAUGGUGAUUGCACCCCUGACGGACUUGAUUUUUUUUCUUUUAUAAAUAUAUAUAAUUUGGGCGUUAGAGAUCAUGGUGAAAGUAGAUCAACCUUACACACUGGCCAGAAUUUAAUUAAGGAUUAGGAUCAAUUUGAAAAUGUGUCACUCGUCAUCGGAAAGAAAGUUCUUUUUGUAACUUUUAGGGCACUUGGUCCUCUUUUUCCUUGAUAUUUAACAUAUAUGAAUUGCAUC
Pistacia vera is the source of this 2274-nucleotide messenger RNA. RefSeq lists its product as uncharacterized. NCBI's taxonomy places the organism in Eukaryota, Viridiplantae, Streptophyta, Magnoliopsida, Sapindales, Anacardiaceae. The transcript is spliced from 6 exons. The record is from RefSeq and is a predicted model, not a curated record. The coding region runs from base 351 to 1958 and encodes 535 amino acids.